AACGGCAACGGUGGCGGUAGCGACAGCGACGUUGGGUUGCGCAACCAUUCCCGUCGCCUCGUCAUAAGAACUCCGCCGGUUUCCCGUUGCACAGCUCAGCCGUUAUUCUGACCUGUCUUCCACGGGAAGCUUUUCAUGGCGACCAAAACCCAAAACCUCAACGACGAAGACAUUGAGGACGAAUGUCUCUGUUCUGAGACCACCACGACUUGCUCUAUUCUUUUGGACCUAGAAGAGACACAGUACUUGGCUCUGAAUCGUCCGAAUGGUUACCUGACGGGAGAAUCACGAAUAGAGAGAGCGUGGUCCCAUUGGAAGAAGAUAGGUGAGCCCAAACGUAUAGUGGCACCAAUGGUUGACAACUCGGAGCUGCCUUUCCGCCUUCUUUGUCGAAAUUAUGGUGCUGAUGCUGCUUAUACUCCUAUGCUUCACUCCCGUCUCUUCACCGAAGAUGAAAAAUAUCGCUCUAUGGAAUUUACCACCUGCAAGGAGGACCGUCCACUUUUCGUUCAAUUCUGUGCAAACAAUCCAGACAUUUUGCUGGAAGCAGCUCGAAAAGUCGAGCCUUAUUGUGACUAUGUGGACAUCAACUUUGGGUGUCCCCAGCGAAUUGCAAAACGUGGGAAUUAUGGAGCUUUCCUCAUGGAUAAUCUCUUCCUUGUCAAGUCUCUUGUAGAAAAGUUGGCUAACAAUCUUAGUGUUCCAGUAUCAUGCAAGAUCCGAAUUUUCCCCAAUUUGCAAGAUACACUCAGUUAUGCAAAGAUGUUGGAGGAUGCAGGUUGUUCUCUUCUAGCAGUGCAUGGACGAACAAGGGAUGAAAAAGAUGGGAAGAAAUUCAGAGCCAAUUGGGAGGCAAUCAAGGCUGUCAGAAAUGCUGUUAGAAUUCCUGUCCUGGCCAAUGGUAAUAUUAGGCACACUGAUGAUAUACACAGCUGCUUGGAGAAAACUGGUGCCGAUGGGGUACUUUCAGCCGAGCCCCUUCUUGAGAAUCCAGCCCUCUUUGCUGGAUAUCAAACUGCUGAAUGGGGGCUGGGCAGUGCAGGACUCAAGGAAGAUGGUAAGCUAGAUCAGGCUGAGUUACUGAUAGAAUAUUUGCAAUUUUGUGAGAGAUAUCCAGUGCCAUGGAGAAUUAUUCGUUCCCAUGUGCACAAGCUGUUGGGAGAGUGGUUUAAGAUCCAGCCAAGUGUGAGAGAGGAUCUUAACAAACAGUACAAACUCACCUUUGAAUUUCUAUAUGAUAUAGUAAAUCGAUUAAGGGAACUUGGGGUGAGAAUACCGCUUUAUGUGAAGGAUACUCAGGAGGCAAUAUCUGCAAUUUGACUUGUAGUUCAAGUUCUGUUCUAAUCUGAAAAUGGAGUCUGUUAUGGUAAACCAAAGGCCUUUGCUGGUUAUUCUUUUUACUCCAGCUUGUGCUUGCAAAAUGAAAUAUUGUGCACUCACUAACGUUGGUCAGUGUAGAUGCAGGUUUAAAUUUAUCUUUGCCUUUUACCUCAUCUUUGUAUGAUUAUAGACAGACGUUUAACUUGUAUCAUUGAGAUAACUUGCACCCAUGGAUUAGUGCAUCUCAAAUUGUAUUCGGACUGCCAGUGAUGUAUUUAUAUUUGCAUGUAUUAUCCGAAAUUCGGACUGAUUAUUUGGGAAGUUAUGCAAUAGAUUUACUCAGACUGAUUA
This is a messenger RNA of Nicotiana attenuata, 1671 nucleotides long. RefSeq names its product tRNA-dihydrouridine(16/17) synthase [NAD(P)(+)]-like. Lineage: Eukaryota; Viridiplantae; Streptophyta; Magnoliopsida; Solanales; Solanaceae. Gene Ontology annotation, molecular function: tRNA dihydrouridine synthase activity; flavin adenine dinucleotide binding. Gene Ontology annotation, biological process: tRNA processing. The record is from RefSeq and is a predicted model, not a curated record.